Messenger RNA from Poecilia latipinna (sailfin molly), 1755 nucleotides. RefSeq names its product transmembrane protein 229B (gene tmem229b). The record is from RefSeq and is a predicted model, not a curated record. The coding region runs from base 438 to 1031 and encodes 197 amino acids. NCBI's taxonomy places the organism in Eukaryota, Metazoa, Chordata, Actinopteri, Cyprinodontiformes, Poeciliidae. The transcript is spliced from 2 exons.
ACAAACAAAACAAAACAAAAACAAAGUGGCGCUACGGGGAAAUAUGCUAACUGCUCUCCGCGCCCUUCGUGCACCAACAUGCAGCCUGGCUGUCAAGCGGGCGCAGAGCUGCGGACAAGAAACGGUUAAGCGCAAAGAUGCAGGAGCUGCGUGAGUCCAUCUGAGCAUGUGCCGCUGGCGCCGCCGCCGCUGCUGCUGCAGUGAAGUAAAAAAAUGUGUGGAUUUCCACAGGACAGAGCGGAGACACCGCGCAGGAGAAGCCGGGCGACAGACUAGCAGAGGCGCGGACCGACACCGACUCUUCCCGACCGACCUCACCGAGGGAUGUGUCGGAUCCGCCGGGGUGUGCGCCUGGGGAGACACCGCAGAGAUCCUUCUGAAGACCUGAAUCCUGUACAUACAAAUAGGAAAUCUGUGUGAAACCCACAAGAGGAACCAUGGUAACCUUAGAAACCUCAGGGGACCCUGUUCCUCUGACGGCCCUCUCCCGCUGGUACCUCUACGCCAUCCACGGCUACUUCUGCGAAGUGAUGUUCACCGCCGCCUGGGAGUUUGUGGUCAACUGCAACUGGAAGUUCCCCGGUGUGACCAGCGUGUGGGCCUUCUUCAUCUACGGCACCUGCAUCCUCAUUGUGGAGCGGAUGUACUUGACGUUGCGCGGCCGCUGCCCCGUGCUGCUGCGCUGCAUCAUCUACACCCUGUGGACGUACCUGUGGGAGUUUGGGACGGGGCUGCUGCUGCGGCAGUUCAACGCCUGUCCCUGGGACUACGCCGAGUUCCGCUACAACUUCAUGGGCUUGAUCACGGCCGAGUACGCCGUGCCGUGGUUCUGCGCCUCCUUCAUCGUGGAGCGCUUUGUUAUCCGCAAAACCCUGCGGCUACGCUUUCAUGAAGGGCCCGAGGACGGCUGGUCAAACCAUCGGCAUGAUGCUGGAGGGGGAGGCGCUGGAGAAACUUUGGAAGGCAGCAGGCAACGAGAACAAAGGAGGGGGAGUGGCUUUAAUUCAAACGGCUACCUUAAAGUUGAUUGAGUCAAUUUUCAGGGGACUCUGUCAAACCUCCUUGACCCGCCACUGGCACUUUUCCAUAUGCAAUCCUCACCCUGUAGUGCAUGGGAUUGAGAGACAGCCAUCAAGAAUAGGUUAGUUAGUGCUGAGGAAGCCAGAAAACAAAUGUCUAACUGAGGCUUCAUAUCCCAAAUACUUACAGUCGUUAGCUAAACAGGGACUCAUAAUGCUACUGUUAUUACUGCAUUUCACAUUACAUUUACAUGGGGCUAACCCUAAUGCUAGGAUCUUCAAUGAUCUGGAUUAAACUUUAAAACUCCUUCUUGGAGCUCAGAAUAUAGGAUUAUAAAAAAGCACUUUUGCAGAGAUUAGUCUUAUUGUUCUGUAAAAAGAUUUCUUGGAAAAAAACCCAAAACAAAUACAGUAUUUGUGUUAUUUAAGUAUGCACCAAUCUAUGUAAGAACAGUUCUCUUGCCUCAUAGGAAUGUUAAAUGAAAGCAGCACAGCCACAAAGUAUCAUCCAGAGACCCAAAUGCCAGCCUUUCUUUACAUUCAAAGGAAUGUGUAACAUUUAGGAUGAUCUUUUGAGUUAAAAUGCAAAGCUGUUUUCAUCAGCCUAGAAAAAACUAUGAAGAUAUGAGGAAUUUUGUCUCGGUUACGUUGUAAUAAGUAAUUUAUAUUAGGCUCGCAUGUGCAAUUUAUUUUCUUUUUUUUUUUUUUUUAGUAAUUGAAUCAGCCUCUGAUUAAA